Messenger RNA from Epinephelus moara (kelp grouper), 1069 nucleotides. RefSeq lists its product as uncharacterized. The transcript has 4 exons. NCBI's taxonomy places the organism in Eukaryota, Metazoa, Chordata, Actinopteri, Perciformes, Serranidae. The coding region runs from base 39 to 758 and encodes 239 amino acids. The record is from RefSeq and is a predicted model, not a curated record.
UUGAACAAUUGAGAAUCCAAAUCGUGGAUGAAGUGAAGAUGAGUGACAAGAACCUUCUCCUGAUUGGAAAGUUGAUGCAGACCACCUUUGCCCUGCGGCGCAAAGAGGUCAUCAGUGAUGAGUCACCUGUCGAUGAGAUCCUGGAACGCUGGCCUGCCCUCAAAAUUGAGUCACAGAUCUGUGCAGAGUUUCACAGAAUCUCAAACACCAACCUGAAGAACAGCUUCUAUGCUGACUUGGAUCAACAUCCCCCCCGUUUUCUGAGCUUGUUCAGGAAGAAAGCUGCACGCACAGGGAAAAUAGCAGAAGUCCUCAGUGAGAUUUUCAGGAUUUAUGACCUCCAGGAACAAGUUGACGUCCAUGUCAGACGUGCUGCUGUCCUCCGUGCUCUCCCUGCAUAUUUGCAUGAGGACGACUCCGGAUUUCUGAAGCAAUGGGAUAUGUCACAGUCUGACGAACCAAACAUCGACGACGAACCAGUUGGGCUCCUCUUGAUCAGUGCCAAUUCAACAGAUGCCACAUUCUUCUGCCCAGAGAGGAUUGCAGUCGUGCUUGAGGGUAACAUGGUUAUUGAUCUCCCCACAUUCGCUGACGCAUUCGUCAUGCUUUUUGCACUGAUUUAUGCGCUGCAUCUGAGUUACCCAAAAGCCUUGGCCAAUACAUUUGACUUUACCCAGAAAGUCUUGAUGGGCCUGGAGGAUGGGAAGCUGAAGCCUAGGGUGUUGAGCCUUAAAAAUGCCAUUUUGGCAGUGGAGUAAUUUCAAGUGUAUGGACAAACAAAAACAAGGUUGCUCCUUUACUUGAUACACUUGCACAGGAUGCACUUGAUACACUUUUUUUUCUUUUUUGAAAACCUCUUAGAGAUCUGUUUCGACAGUAUUCUCAGUGAAUUUUGAAUAUGUUACUGUUCAAAAGCAAUGUUUGAUGUAGUGUUUGUACUCAAUGGAUAUGUAAAACUGAAAUAGCUACAGCAGUACAAAUAUCUUUUCGAAAACAUAACUGAAAUGUGUUUUGACAGUAAUGUAAAACAAACACAAUUGAUGGACCUGAAAGACAUUGUGCAGCUGGU